Molecule: messenger RNA, 1416 nt
Organism: Penicillium soppii
Lineage: Eukaryota; Fungi; Ascomycota; Eurotiomycetes; Eurotiales; Aspergillaceae
Product: ammonium permease MEP2
Exons: 6
Coding region: 1-1416 (471 amino acids)
Biological process (GO): ammonium transmembrane transport
Cellular component (GO): plasma membrane
Molecular function (GO): ammonium channel activity
Source: RefSeq, a predicted model, not a curated record
AUGGCCGUUGAGUACAACGGGACCAUCGCAACUGGCGGUGACUCCCUUCAUGAUGACCUGAACAUUUUUUAUGAUUCCGGUGAUAUCGGAUGGGUUAUCGUUUCAUCAGCGCUGGUGCUGCUGAUGAUUCCUGGAGUUGGAUUCUUCUACUCAGGUCUUGCCCGUCGAAAAUCUGCACUCUCUCUGAUAUGGCUGUCUAUCAUGUCGGUCGGCGUGGUUUCCUUCCAGUGGUUCUUCUGGGGAUACUCACUGGCCUUCUCUCACUCAGCCGGCAGCUUCAUCGGUAAUCUCGAUAACUUCGGCUUUAAAGGUGUAUUAGCUGCACCCUCAAUAGGAGGUGACAAGGUUCCUGAUCUCCUAUUUGCUAUCUUCCAGGGAAUGUUCGCUGCGAUUACUGUUGCUCUAGCCGUUGGUGCAGUCGCUGAGCGUGGCCGCAUGCUUCCCUGUAUCGUUUUCAUGUUCGUCUGGAGCACUGUCAUUUACGACCCAAUCGCCUGCUGGACCUGGAAUUCAUCGGGCUGGGUAUACAAGCUGGGAGGACUCGACUUUGCUGGCGGUACCCCCGUUCACAUUGCUUCUGGAUCUGCUGCCCUGGCCUACUCUCUGAUGCUGGGCAAGCGUCGCGGCCAUGGCACUCACGAGCUCAACUACCGCCCUCACAAUGUCACCCACGUCGUCAUUGGCACAGUUUUCCUGUGGGUUGGCUGGUUCGGAUUCAAUGCUGGCUCUGCAUUGGCGGCUAACCUCCGCGCUGUCAUGGCUGCUGUUGUCACUAACCUUGCCGCUUCUGUUGGAGGUGUGACCUGGUGUCUCCUGGACUACCGCCUGGAGCGCAAGUGGUCUACCGUUGGAUUCUGCUCUGGUGUCAUUGCUGGCUUGGUGGCUAUCACUCCCGGCUCUGGAUAUGUCACUCCUUGGGCUGCCUUUAUCUUCGGUGUCGUCGGUGCUAUUGCAUGCAACUAUGCCACCAAGCUCAAGUUCCUUCUUGGCGUCGACGAUGCUUUGGAUAUUUUUGCCGUCCACACCAUCGGCGGUUUGGUUGGAAACCUCUUGACUGGUCUCUUUGCUGCGGACUACAUAGCGCACCUUGAUGGUGUCACUCAGAUCAGCGGCGGCUGGAUCAACCACAACUAUAUCCAGCUUGGUUACCAGCUUGCCGACUCGGUCUCUGGAUUUGCCUAUUCCUUCUUCGGAACAUGCAUUAUCUUGUUUGUCAUGAACCUCAUCCCCGGCUUGAGCCUUCGUGCCCCCGAGGAGGAUGAGAUCAUGGGCAUUGACGAUGCCGAGAUCGGCGAGUUUGCUUAUGACUACGUCGAAAUUACCCGUGAUAUUAUCAACGGCACCGAGUCCAGCGAGGUUGGGUCCAAGCGGACUAUGACUCCCACGGGCGAGACAACCAUCGAUACCAAGGCAUAA